GACACACAAAUUGAAUUUACGCGGGAAAUGUCGUUGAAAAGUCCUUGAAAUCUGCAUGUUUAUUUGCUAGUGAAAGAUCGACUGAGAUAUAUCUGCGUCGAUGACGCAAGAAUAAUGGACAUGACAGCAGGACUCGAUGAGGUGUGAAAACGUUCCUUACAUUGAGAUUUCUGUCUCAUAGCCUCGAUCCUAAUACAAAGAUCCGCAACUGUUAUAAGUGACGUACAUAGGACGUGCUUUUCGUUUGUCUUUUGGCUUGUUCAAAUUGUGGUGUAAGAUCUUUGCCAUAAAAACCCGAAUAUUCAUUGUGUGUCAUGGUUUUUAUGUCGUUUCAGCGUAUCGUAGAAGUGUUGUUUUCCUAUGAAUUGGACUAGCGGCUGCCCAAGACUCGAUAAAUUCUUUUCAUGCAUUUUGACUUAUUGUGUUGACAGUGUUAGGAGACAGAUCUUGUGUCCAUAAAUAAAAGGAUGGAGACCUGUGAACCAGUUCAGCAUUAAUCUGUCGCACGGUUGACACUGGAGCUAGUGAAUCGACGGAGCUCUCUCCAAAAUAUACGAGAAAGAGAAAUGUUUUCAUUCACGAUAUCGUUUUACGUUAUUCUAGCAACAAUCAGUAAUAUUGGAGUUGAGGCACAUUUUUGGGACCCAUGCAAAGCUGGUGGUUACCAGGGAGAUGUUGCGUUAUCUGACGAGGAUUUAAAAUACAUCACAUCAAGAAGGAGCAGGCGAGCAGUAACAAAUGAGCUUGAACGGAAGUGGCCAAAUGGGAUUGUACCAUACGAAAUUUCGAAAAAGUUCAACGGGUAUCAGAAAGCUAUUAUCGAAUCUGCCAUUCGCCACUGGGAAACAAACACAUGUAUUAGCUUCGUACCCAGACAAUCUGAGAAGGAGUACACAGUAUUUCAAAGUGAUGGUGGCUGUGGAUGCUGCUCGUAUGUUGGUCGAAUGGGUGACGGCGAGGGACAGGGGGUGAACCUCGCAGGAAACUGUAUACGGAAUGGCACCAUAGCCCAUGAAAUCGGCCAUCUAAUUGGAUUCUGGCACGAGCAUACGCGCCCGGACCGCGACAGCUACGUGGAAAUUGUGAAGGACAAUGUUCUUACAGGCGAGCUUAAAAACUUCCGAAAGUUGACAUUCGAUGAAGUCAAUUCGUUCAAGGUGCCAUACGAUUUCAACAGCAUCAUGCAUUAUUCAAAGACGACAUUUUCAAGGACAGGAUACGACAUUACAAUAAGACCACUUAAAGGAUUGUAUACCAAACCAAUUGGCCAGCGUGUCAGACUGAGUGAAAAGGACAUAAAGCAAGCGAAUCUUCUGUAUAACUGCCCGACAUGCGGAAGGACAAUGGUAGAGUCAUCCGGCAAUUUUUCCUUCUUGACAACGAAUAUGCGAAACCUUCAGCCCUUGACUUGCUUAUGGAGGGUGCUUUGGACGACGGGCGAGAAGUUGACUUUGAGAAUAAAGUCAAUUGAUUUUAAACAUAACUGCAGGAAGGUGUAUAUGGAGAUUAGGAAUGGUACAAAUGAGAAAUCUCCACUUUAUGGAAGAUAUUGCAGAGGAAAGAAACCACCAGAGACUAUUACCCUUGCCAACUCCGGUUUAUGGCUGAAGUUCCAUUAUGGAUACAAGUACUUUACAACAAGCAGAAUUGGCUUUACUGCAGAGUACACUGUAACUUGUAGUGGAGUGAUUCAAGCCGAAAAAGGCGAGUUGAUGUCACCUGGAUAUCCUGACAAUUACCAGCCGAAUAAGAAAUGUGACUGGUUGAUCGUUGUACCUAAGUCUGGAAAAGUGGCCGUGCGUUUCCAAAUGCUGGAUCUUGAAAAGAGUGAUGAUUGCGAAUACGAUCAUAUUGAACUGAGUGAUGGGAUAACUGGGAAGAGACUAGAAAAGCUGUGUGGAAAGAAGGCACCAAAGAAUUAUAUCGUUUCCACUGGGAAUAAGAUGAAAGUGAAGUUUAACACAGAUUCGGAUGUACAUCAUCGUGGAUUCGCAUUAACCUUUGUUACUGAAAUCGACGAGUGCGCUUCUGGAGCUCACAAUUGCUCGGAGAUCUGCAUAAACCGAAUCGAUGGCUAUGAAUGCCGUUGUCCAGGAGGUCAGGAGCUGCAUUCAAAUGGGCGUGAUUGUGAAAGGGCUUGUGGAAAGGUAUACAAACAGAACGAAGUCGAAGGAACGAUCCAGUCUCCGAGUUACCCAGAAAAUUACCCGAUCAACAGACACUGCAAAUGGGAAAUUCGUGCAAAAGAUGGUUACAAAAUAUCUCUAACGAUGAUUGCAUUUGACUUGGAAGAGAGUAAAGUUUGCAAUCCAAGUUACGAUUAUGUUGGGAUUGACACAGGAAGCUCUUCUGAAAAGUUUUGCGGAGCGAUGGAAACACCCAGAACGUUUGAAUCACAAUCUAAUCGAAUGAAAAUUGAGUUUAAUUCAGACAAUACAGUUUCUGGUAAAGGAUUCAAGGCCACUUUUAUGCACAUUCGCGACCACUGUGCAAAAAACAAUGGGAACUGUGACCAUAUUUGUGCAAAUGCUUUAGAAAAACCAAUCUGUAGCUGCAAUUAUGGAUACGUUUUGGACACAGACAAAAGACGUUGCAUCGCAGGUGCUUGUUCUACCAAGAUAAACAGUACAACAGGUAUAGGAUCAGUUUCGUCUCCAAACUAUCCAAGAAGCUAUCAAUCGGAAGAAAAAUGCAAGUGGGACGUGAUGACCUUGCCAGGCCAAAGAUUCAAUAUCAGUUUCGAUGAUAUCAUUUGUAACGAGCGCCUUUCAAGUAAACUGAUGGUGAAGUGGUUGGUUGGGAAAAAGACACAUCAAGAGUCAAUUUGCGAACAUAGUGGAAGAAAAAAUGUCAAUUUUCAGACCGAAGGAAAUAUGUUCAGUGUUGAAUUCAAGCUUGGAAAGAAUGAUAUGGGAGGAUUUAAGCUUUCUUACACUUCAUUCUGUGGUGGAACUUUCCGUGCUACAAGGAAGGUACAGAGUUUUUUCUCCCACAUCAAGUAUGGCUCUCAGAAUUACCCACCACAACAAGACUGUAUCUGGCGGAUUUCUGCACGAGGCAGAAGGCGGAAAGUUGAGCUUCGAUUGAAAAAGUUCCAACUCGAGGACAGUCCCUGCAAUUUUGACUUUGUAAAAAUAUACGAUGGAAAAGAUCUGGAUGAGCAGAAUUUGCUCGGUACCGAAUGCGGUCAUAAGCUUCACAAAUCUGAAUACAGAUCGAGUGGACGGGUAUUAACCGUGCAUUUCAAGUCGGACACAAGUGUAAGUGGUUCAGGAUUUGAAGCAGAAUAUGUUAAGCCGCGCCGCCUGACGAAGAGGCACCACAUCAGGCUCUACGAUCCUUUCAAAGAUGCAAUGUACCUUUCAAGAUCGAGGGAUUUGUAUUUUUAGUUACAGGCAAACAAAGAAGAAGCCGCGCUUUACCCGCGGUAAAUAUCAACGCACAAAGUGCCCCGCAGAAAAUUGUGUUGUAAACGCAGAAUAGGACAUGGUGUAAACAUGGUGUGGUGGGAACUCCUAGUGAGUGGGAGCAAUUUAUACCUCAAGAAUAUGUAGUUUUUCCGAAUAUGUCAGCCUUAUUAAAGAAAAUUGCUGAAUGCUCAGUUAAAAAGAGGCGACGUAGAUGAUCCAGAGAGCAUUUGUUUCAACCAAUUAUAAUGUAAGGUGGAAUUUCAAGAAAUGGAUAUCAAAUCUUUACUCCGCAGUGAAACAUUUGGUUUGGAUGCCUUUCAUCGUUCGUUCUUGGUUGUGAGGUUAAUGUGACAUCACAAGCUAAUUUCAUCAAACCACUGCUAAGUCAUUUAUAAGCGAAAUUUCGUCAAGAUGUGUCAGAAAUAUAUCGUCCACACUGCAAUGAGCUUUAUAGCUAAAAUUUUUCUUCAUGACUGCAACUUUCUUAUGGCUGGAGCUGCCUUGAAUGAAUAACUUCAAAAGCUGGGAACAUUACUGAAAUGAUGUAGAGAAAUUCUGCUACAGAUUUUAUUCCCGUUUAUUCUUUUUAAUUGGUAACUGAAGUUUACUCUCCAUUGUUAUUUAAUUCAAACGAACAGUACCAUUAUGAUAUGCUAUAGUUAAUUAAAUGAGCUUCAAAAUACAGUAGUUCAACAGUUUAGAUAUAGACAUUUCCAUUUUUCCAAAGUAGGAGAACAAAGAUGAUAAUAAUUUUGUAAUCUGGAUAAGAAUUCGAAAAUCGCUCUUCCUGCAACUUUUAACAGCCAUUUUCGCAUACAUACUAAGGUAUUUAUAGUUUAUUAAUACUUAAACAUUCCGUAUAUACUUUAAAUUUAUAGAUAGAAUUUCGUGUUAUUUAAAUUCCGCUGAAUUAUCAAUUAAAUAUACAAUUUGAACUUGCUGUAAAGAUCUUUCUUCUUCUCUUAAGGUUACAUUUACUAAUAUUUGCCAUCUUAAAAGUUUCAGUGCUUUUUUCCGCGUUGGAUUUGUGCCCAAUUUCUUCGACGAGUGAAUAUCAAAUUAAACUAUAAUAUUGUCACGAUGAACCUUUUUCACGGAAACCUGAUGAAAUGAUUCUAUGGAAAAUCAAAAGAGUUUCGCCACAUGUUCACUUGAAGCAGUUUUAAUACGGUCACAUGAGAUGUAGCUUGAUUCCCAUUGGUUCCUGCAACUUUUACGAAUGUUUUGUUUGGAGACUUGGGUAGGGAAUAACAGCAAAAUAUUUUCAAAGUAAUGGAAUUAUUUGCUGGGGCCCCCGCAAUCGCCUCGCUGUUUGCCACUCUGUUAAAAUCUAGUAGCCAUUAGUUUUAUUUUUAAAACCUUACUUUUAAAUACUUAUGUUUUUAAAACCACAUAUUGUCUAACAUCACUCAAAGAAUUUUCCAUGAACGGUUCUUAAGAUGAUUGACUAGAAUCAAAGAACUAUAGACUUACGCAUUAAAUUGCUGCGUCAAUACAGGCUUUCUCGUUCCUUUCCAAUUUAAGAAAUAGGUUUAUUUACUACUUUUUGGUAUAAAUGUAGUGCGAUUCCUUGGGAAUGUUUCUUGGGAACGUUUCAUUAGGAAUCCCACUUUCAAUAUUUUACCAAAUAAUAAAUCUAUAAAAUUGUGAGUCUUUUGCUUAAAGAUAACAUUGGUACAACGUGUUACUUUUCGUGUUGCUAGGAACCUUCGAGCCCUAGAGGUUUAAGGAAUCCGCCAAAAGCUAUCGCCUUGAAUACAUUUUGUAAGACAGAUUCUCUGCAAUGUAGCAGUAAAUAUCUGUAAUAAGAGAUGACGGUCAGGGUCAUUUGAACCAACCAUUUUAGUAAUCAAAUUGGCUUAUUUUUAUAGGAUGGCGGCCAUGUUAUUAUAAAAAGGCGACGCUAGUUCAUAGUUAAAAGGAAAUAGUAAUAGCUUAGACUGGGGUUAAUCGCCCUAUAGUAAGUAUGCUAAAACGCCUUUAUUGCAUUUUUAACUGAUCUAAUUAUUUCGGAACCCUGUCACAAGCAAUAUGUUGAUUAAUUUUCUGCAAUGCUAGAUUUCUGUAAAAACUUAUCUCCGUAAGCAGAAAAGGCAGAUAUUUAUUUCAAAGAAACUUUCACCUUUAAAGCCCGUUAAAGGUUUUUUGUGUUUCAACAUUCAAGAAAUCUAGUUGUAAAUCUCGCUGUUCCUAUGUUAGAUAUUUGGCUGUUGUUGUCCCUGAGGCUUCUUUGAUGCAGUCGGAUCAGAGUUUAUGACUGCAACUAUUAUCUUCAAAUGUUGUUGGUUUAACGGUUAAGCCUUGUAAGCAGUUUGCCUGUAAUUCAAUAGCAAUGUAAUAUUUGGGGGAAGUAGUUAAUCUUAUUGUUUAUAUUAUUUCAUUUGCAAAUUUUGGCGAUUGUUUGACGUAUGAUAUCUUGUACCUAUAUUGUAUAUAAAUAUUAAAUGAACUAUAAGAAA
This is a messenger RNA of Rhopilema esculentum, 5869 nucleotides long. Its product is annotated as bone morphogenetic protein 1. Lineage: Eukaryota; Metazoa; Cnidaria; Scyphozoa; Rhizostomeae; Rhizostomatidae. Gene Ontology annotation, biological process: proteolysis. Gene Ontology annotation, molecular function: zinc ion binding; metalloendopeptidase activity; calcium ion binding. The record is from RefSeq and is a predicted model, not a curated record.